AUGGCAUCUAUUCCUGUGGUGCUUACCACCUUGCUGGUACACCUGCUGGCACACUGUAGCACGCAGGCCAACCCGGUACCGGCAAAGAUUCUUGGAAAGUACGUGCUGUCGUAUCAAUCGCCCGGAUCAAACAUCCACCUUAAUGCUCACGACGAUCCGGAAGAGAUCAACGAAUUGUCCAAUGGUAUCGAGAGUGGUGAGAGUAAUGCCGCGUUCGUCAACCCUCAGACUGCGUCCAACCAUUAUCAGUAUCGACCGCAGUAUCAAGAAGCAGCCGAUCAGUACGAGGACCAGGAACAGGAGCGAGAUACUGCCGACUAUGCGGAUGAUUCCGCCACAGCCAGCGCUAACCAUCAGCAUCACUACAUGACCACCUACAAAACUGUUACCAAACAUGGCGGCAGGACACGAAGUCGUCCCAAUUAUUCGGAUGCAGACAGCGAGGAGGAAGACGACGAGGUGGACACGAGUGCCAGCGAAGAAUCGAACGCUUACAAUGCGUACCGAGGAUAUCAUAAUAAGGCUAAAAAACAUCAAAACCAUCAUGCUACCAGCAGCAGCAGCAGCACGGGAACUUCGUCUGGGCUUGGUGGACAAUCUCACUAUCAUCAUUACAGCCAACAUCACCACCGGCCAAAGCAUCAGGAGCAACAGCAGUCACAGUCGCCACAUCAUUACCACCAUCAGGUAUCUUCAACCCAUACCUCCUACCAUCCACAGCUCAUACAAGCGUACAAGAUACUGCACGGAACGCCUAACCGCUUGCCAACGUCGCACGAAUACACCGAUGACGAGGGCAGUGAGGAGGAGGACGAGGAUGAAGAUUUCCACGGCGGCUCCGCUAUCGGAGCAGCUGCCGGUUAUGGCGGACCUGGGCCGCAGAUCAUACACACCAAAGGGCGAGCCAUUCCGAUCAGUCAACAUGUAGAAAUCGAAACCCCCGUACCGGUACCGUACGUGAAGAAGAUACACGUGCCUAUCCCACAGGAAGUGCGGGUGAAAAUUCCCCACCCCGUGCUGGUACCCGUCCCGCGCCCCUACCCCGUCCACAUACCGGUCGCCCAACCGAUCGCCGUUCCGGACAUUAAGGAGAUCACGGUACCGAUCGAAAAGAUUGUUCCGUAUCCGGUGGAGAAGAAAAUUCCCGUGCCCAUAGAAAAACCGGUUCCGUACCCGAUCGAGAAGCACGUCCCUGUCUACCUGCCGCAGCCCAUUCCGGUGAAGGUGCCAAUCGUGAAAACAAUUAUUCACAAAGUCAAACAACAAACUGCCAGCGGCCCCACUUUACCCCCCGGAAGCGGUUCCUUGUGGUAG
Anopheles moucheti is the source of this 1314-nucleotide messenger RNA. RefSeq names its product sarcoplasmic reticulum histidine-rich calcium-binding protein-like. Bases 1 to 1314 code for a protein of 437 amino acids. The transcript has a single exon. NCBI's taxonomy places the organism in Eukaryota, Metazoa, Arthropoda, Insecta, Diptera, Culicidae. The record is from RefSeq and is a predicted model, not a curated record.